CAUUUUUGCAAAGUCAAGAAUGAUCGAGUCACGUAAUCUAUAUUAUUUUUAUAAAUAUUCAUUGGUCAAAUAAUUGAGGUAACCUAAACCAUUUUUUCAUUUAUUCUUUAACAAUUUAAUCAUUCUUUGAGAUGCUUAUAAAUUCAACUACAUAUGAUGCCCAAUAGACUCACUAAACAUAUCCUCUUCUCUUUGUAACAAUAAUACCAUCAUUAAGAAAAACAAUCAAAUAUGGAAUUCCUUCAUUCUCCAAAUAGAUCAAUAAAACUAUCAUUAAUAUUUCCCAUUUUUGUGUUACUUUUUUUCUCAUGCAUAGUUUCAUCUACAAAUUCACAUGACAACACUUUUAUCCAUUGCCUAGUGAAUCAUUCACAACCUUCACACCCAAUAACUUCAUCAAUCUUUACACCAAGCAAUCCAACAUUCUCUUCAGUCUUAGAAGCCUACAUAAGAAACCUUCGUUUCAACACAUCAACCACAAGAAAACCCUAUCUUAUAAUAACAGCAUUACAUGUUUCCCACAUACAAGCUUCAAUCAUUUGUGCUAAAAAACACAACUUGCAAAUGAAAAUAAGAAGUGGAGGACAUGACUAUGAGGGUGUCUCAUAUGUAGCUGAAGUUCCAUUCUUUAUCUUAGACAUGUUCAAUCUAAGAUCAAUUGAUGUUGAUAUUGAAAAUGAAACAGCUUGGAUUCAAACCGGUGCCCAACUCGGUGAAGUUUACUAUACAAUUAAUAAAAAAAGUGAAAUUCAUGGUUUCCCGGCCGGUGUUUGUCCUACGGUUGGUGUUGGAGGAACUCUUAGUGGUGGCGGAUACGGUAACAUGAUGAGAAAAUUUGGUCUUUCUGUUGAUAAUGUUAUUGAUGCACAAAUAAUUGAUGUCAAUGGUACGUUGCUAGAUAGAAAAUCAAUGGGUGAAGAUCUUUUUUGGGCUAUAAGAGGUGGCGGGGGAGCUAGUUUUGGUGUUGUUCUUUCGUACAAAAUAAAAUUGGUUCGAAUUCCUAAGAGAGUAACUGUUUUUCAAAUUAGGAAAACUUUGGAACAAAAUGCUAGUGACAUAAUUUAUAAUUGGCAACAUGUGGCACCAAAUAUUGAUAAUGACCUAUUCAUUAGGCUUAUUAUUGAUGUAAAUGUUACACAAAAUGGUGCAAAGACUAUAAGGGGUAGUUUUAUAUCUUUAUUUCUUGGUGAUUCAAAAACUCUUGUUUCACUAAUGAAUGAAAAAUUUCCUUCCUUGGGUUUGAAGGAAAGUGAUUGCAUCGAAACAAGUUGGCUUCAAUCGGUUUUGUUUUGGACUAAUAUCGAUAUUACAAAACCGGUCGAGAUUUUGCUUGAUCGACAACCACAAUCAUUGAACUACUUGAAAAGAAAAUCGGAUUACGUAAAGAAACCGAUAUCGAAAAAGGGUUUGGAAGGGAUUUGGAAGAAGAUGAUUGAGUUGGAAGGUGCGAUAUUAUAUUUCAAUCCAUAUGGUGGAAAAAUGGCUGAGAUUCCAUCAACAGAAACACCGUUUCCUCAUAGAGCCGGAAAUUUAUGGAAGGUUCAAUAUCAAGCAAAUUGGAAUGUGGCAGGGAAAGAUGUUGCUGAUUAUAAAAUAAACUUGACUAGACAACUUCACAAAUAUAUGACUCCAUUUGUGUCCAAAAAUCCAAGAGAGGCUUUUCUUAAUUAUAAGGAUCUUGAUUUGGGAAUUAAUCAUAAUGGUAAGAAUAGUUACAAUGAAGGGAGAGUUUAUGGAGUUGAAUAUUUUAAGGAUAAUUUUGAUAGAUUGGUGAAAAUUAAGACUAAGGUUGAUCCUCACAAUUUCUUUAGGAAUGAACAAAGCAUACCUACUCAACCCUCCCUAUAGGAAGAGUUAGAAUUAAUCAUAUGGUGUGUUAUUAGUUUCUAGUUAAUUGUUUGGUGAUUGUUAUUUGUUAAAUAGUAGUAAUAAGUUUGAUUGGUCCACAAAAAAACAUGUUUUAUUGUGGAAAUAAAACUAAGUGCUAAAUAUUCAGUUAAUUAGUUACUACAAUGUAAGUUUAAUAUUUUAUUUUACUAUUAAUGUAAAUUUGUUUGGUUUGAUAAUGAAUGAAAUAAAGUUUGCUACCAA
Messenger RNA from Trifolium pratense (red clover), 2091 nucleotides. RefSeq names its product berberine bridge enzyme-like 8. The coding region runs from base 232 to 1848 and encodes 538 amino acids. Lineage: Eukaryota; Viridiplantae; Streptophyta; Magnoliopsida; Fabales; Fabaceae. Gene Ontology annotation, molecular function: oxidoreductase activity; FAD binding. The transcript has a single exon. The record is from RefSeq and is a predicted model, not a curated record.